UGUAGACAGUUUGGUGCAAUUCUUCCGGCAUACACAACGUAAGCAAUCGACCUGCUCCAAGCUUAGUACUGAUUCGCGUUCGAUGAUGGCCACACAAGGUGUCCUACGAUUGGGGCUCUUAAACAUCCUCCUGGCCUUGGCCUGCGACGCCUGGCUCUUGGCCCAAUCCGGCCUAAACGAGUCCAGCUACCAUGUGCGUCAUCUCUCCAUGCAUUAUUCGCGCGUCUUUCUCAGUGUGAAUGUGGAAAAUAAUGGUUCUCCCACACUGAUCGAAGCUCAGUGGCCAGUUUCGUACUUUCCCAUGCCCACAGUGGUCUUUCCUCGACGCGAUGUCCACGCCAAUGGAGACCCCGAGGACUGCUCUCUGGUGCAGCAGGCGCACUGGUCCCAGGUGGAUGGCCUGAGUAGGCUUUGGGUCAUGGACGUGGGAUUCCCGGAUGGAAAGUGCCCUCCGCGAUUGUUUGUCUUCGACUUGAUGCGCAAUAAUGCGGAGCUGCUACGCAUUGAUUGUGGAAAGCACAUACCUCGAGAGGAAACCCAAUCCCUGGUGGUGCAAAUGGGUCCUAAGGGCUCUGAUUGCGAGCAGGAGCGACAUAUAUACUUCAUCUUUGGCCAGCUAUCGGAGCUAGUUGCCUAUGAUAUUCUGGAGCAGACCUGGAGUCUCAGAUCUCUGGCAAGCCACAAAUACGAGAUGAUGAACCAAACCUUUCCGAUAACACCCGUGGACUUUACAUUCGGCCUGCAAGGAGAACUGAUCCUAGCCGACCAGGAUGGUGCUCUCUACAGCACCGUGGAGAGAAUGGAAAUAAAUGGAAGAAACGAACUGAAAUCAAAUUCUCUUAACAACGACUUGCAACUCACUCCUUUGGGCAACUUACUGGGCACUAGCCGCAGCAUGAUUAUGGAUUCAUUUGGAACUCUGUACUACGUAAUCCCCAAAUUCGGAGCAGUAGUGCGAUGUACUAAACUAUCCAACAUCACAGCUGAGAGCAAUGAAAUCAUAUACCUCACAUCCAAAAACAUUCAACAGAUAUUUUUUGCCUCCAACGAAGCUUUAUGGGUGCUAAGUGAUCGUGUUUUAAAGGCACAGGACAUGUGCUUUCCAAACUUAUAA
This is a messenger RNA of Drosophila bipectinata, 1114 nucleotides long. It is a transcript of the gene yellow-k, whose product is annotated as L-dopachrome tautomerase yellow-k. The record is from RefSeq and is a predicted model, not a curated record. NCBI's taxonomy places the organism in Eukaryota, Metazoa, Arthropoda, Insecta, Diptera, Drosophilidae. Gene Ontology annotation, cellular component: extracellular region.